Molecule: messenger RNA, 3423 nt
Organism: Ipomoea nil (Japanese morning glory)
Lineage: Eukaryota; Viridiplantae; Streptophyta; Magnoliopsida; Solanales; Convolvulaceae
Product: receptor-like protein kinase THESEUS 1
Exons: 2
Coding region: 548-3082 (844 amino acids)
Biological process (GO): protein autophosphorylation
Cellular component (GO): plasma membrane; plasmodesma
Molecular function (GO): transmembrane receptor protein tyrosine kinase activity; ATP binding
Source: RefSeq, a predicted model, not a curated record
CAAAUUGGGCAGUGUGGGUCCGACCGAUUCUCCACCUCGCGAUAUCUCUGUAACAUGACAGCCUAAUCAACAGCCUGGAAAGAGCUGUUGGUGUUAUAUUUCCACUAAAAGCCUCCUGCCCGCUUCUUCAUCGUGGCGUUUCCAUUGUGGCAUUGAGCUAUCACUAAUCAAUCGCUACAAUAUGCAACGUUUCCCUCACUUUUGACCCAUACCCACUCCGUUUUUGAGGCUUAUUGGGGGUUCUUAGCUCCAGUAGUGAGGUAAGGAUAGUGGAAACUGGAAAAAGAUUGGAUUUUUUUUUUUUUUUUUAAAUCUCAUUUUAGUUGCAUUUUUACUGUUGCAGACAUAUGUUAGCUUGAUUGUUGUACUUGAACACUGAUUUGGGUAGAUCUGGGAUGAUUGGGUUGUGGGUUUCUUGAGAAAUAGUUGCUGGGAUUUGAGUGUGGCAGAUUCAGAUAUUCAAAUCUUGAAUUGCCUUUGACAUUGUAUUUGUUCAAAGUUCAAACCAAUUGUGGGUUUGUAGUGUUAAGGAAUUGGGAUUCUUAGGAUGGUGAAUUUGAGGACACAGAUAUGGGUACCUUUGAUUUUAGGUGUUAUAGUGUUAGGUUUACUGGGUCAAGGGUCAUUUGGUGCUUUCACUCCUGUGGAUAAUUACUUGCUUGCUUGUGGAUCUUCACAGAAUGUCACAUUUCUUGGCCAAACCUACAUUCCUGAUUCAGUUAGAUCCUCGGUUUAUCUGAAAAAUGGGGGAAAUCCUGUUGUUUCCACUGCCAAUUCUACUGCCCCGUUCCCCGUAUACCAAUCUGCUAGAAUUUUCAGCAGCACUUCGUCUUACAAGUUUGAUAUUAAGCAAGAAGGCCACCAUUGGCUCCGCCUCUAUUUCUACCCGCUCCCAGGCCACAAUUUAACGUCUGCUUCUAUCACUGUAGUUACUGAGAAUUUCGUUCUUUUGAACAAUUUCAGUUUCGCGAGAUACAAUGGUUCCUACCUCUUCAAAGAGUUUGUGAUCAAUAUUGCCUCAGAUACCUUGGUUCUUACUUUCAUUCCUUCCAACAACUCUAUUGCGUUUGUUAAUGCGAUUGAAGUUGUUUCCAUCCCAGAUGAGUUUAUACCUGAAGGGCCACCGGUCGUUUAUCCUCCUGGCAAUUUUAAUGGCCUUUCUGAACUAGCCCUUGAAACUGUUUAUCGGUUAAACAUGGGUGGCCCUCUGGUUACUCCUCAGAAUGAUACCUUGGGAAGGACUUGGGAGAAUGAUAUGAAAUAUCUCCACGUGAACAGCUCUGCUGUGAAUGCUUCGGUGAGUCCAUCAACCGUAAAGUAUCCAGCCGGUGUCACGCCUGAAAUAGCACCGAAUUGGGUUUAUGCUACUGCUGAAACGAUGGGAGAUGCUAAUGUUGCCGAUGGGAAUUUCAAUAUCACUUGGGUGUUCCCAGUGGAUCCAGAUUUCAUGUAUUUUGUCCGGGUUCAUUUUUGUGAUAUUGUGAGCAAAUCUAUGAAUACUCUGGUCUUCAAUCUUUAUAUCAACGAUCACAUUGCUUUAGCUGAGCUCGACUUGUCUAAUCAAGCUGGCAACUUGGAUGUGCCAUACUACCGAGACUUUGUCUCCAACUCCUCGUCUGCUGAUUCGGGUACUCUGACAGUUAGUGUGGGCCCGGAUCUAGACUCCGAUGAUGCGAUCAUGAACGGUUUGGAGAUCAUGAGGAUUAGCAAUGAAGCCAGAAGCUUGGAUGGGGCUUCCCCUGUCGAGAGUCUCCUAGUAUUGCCUUCCAAGAAGAACAAGACGGCUAUCAUUGUUGGUUCUGCUGUUGGAGCCUCGGUUGCUUUGGUGUUGAUUGGUUUGUGUUGCUGCUGCAUCUUACCUCGUUUUUCAAAGGCGCCCGAACAGGGACAAGGGCACCCUUGGCUUCCUCUUCCGUUAUAUGGGAAUUCUUUGACCUUGACAAAAAUGUCGACGACUUCUCAAAAGAGUGGAACAGCGAGCUGCAUAUCCUUAGCUUCUUCAAACUUUGGAAGGUUCUUCAGUUUCCAAGAAAUAAUGGAAGCAACUAACAAGUUUGAUGAAAGCUUGCUUCUGGGUGUUGGUGGUUUUGGAAGGGUCUACAAGGGUACACUGGAAGAUGGGAUGAGAGUAGCUGUGAAAAGAGGCAACCCGAGAUCUGAGCAAGGGCAGGCUGAAUUUCGAACCGAGAUUGAGAUGUUGUCAAAGCUUCGGCACCGCCACCUGGUGUCUUUGAUUGGGUAUUGCGACGAGAGGUCUGAGAUGAUACUCGUGUAUGAGUACAUGGCUAACGGCCCUCUUCGAAGCCAUCUUUAUGGAACUGACCUCCCACCGCUCUCGUGGAAGCAGCGUCUCGAGAUAUGUAUCGGGGCAGCUAGGGGGCUGCAUUAUCUCCACACGGGUGCAGCUCAGAGUAUCAUUCACCGAGACGUGAAAACCACCAACAUACUCUUGGAUGACAACUUCGUGGCUAAAGUUGCUGAUUUUGGCCUCUCGAAAGCUGGACCAUCAUCCCUCGAUCAGACCCACGUGAGCACUGCUGUUAAGGGCAGCUUUGGAUACCUCGACCCCGAGUACUUCCGGAGGCAGCAGCUCACCGAGAAAUCAGAUGUGUACUCAUUUGGCGUCGUGCUGAUGGAAGUCCUUUGCACCAGACCCGCUCUGAACCCAGUCCUUCCUCGCGACCAAGUAAACAUAGCCGAGUGGGCAAUGACUUGGCAGAAGAAAGGAAUGCUGGAUCAGAUCAUGGACUCGAAUCUGAAAGGGAAGGUGAACCCCGCCUCCCUAAAGAAAUUCGGGGAGACAGCAGAGAAGUGUCUGGCUGAGCACGGGGUCGACAGGCCUUCCAUGGGCGACGUUUUGUGGAACUUAGAAUACGCUCUGCAGCUCGAGGAGGCCUCUUCAGCUCUCACAGAACCCGAUGAUAACAGUACUAACCAUAUCUCUGGCAUCCCAUUGACCCCCCUCGAGCCAUUUGACAACAGUGUAAGCAUGAUUGAGGGGAUUAACUCAACAGACGAUGAUGCAGAGGAUGCUGCCACCAGUGCUGUCUUCUCCCAGCUCGUAAACCCACGUGGAAGGUGAGACCAGCAAAAUCCCAGUUUUAUGCAAUCUUGACCAUUUUUUUGGCUUUCUGGCCUCAAGAUCAAGAUUUUACAGGAAAGUGAUCUAGUAGUAUAAGUGUAUAAUUGUUCUAUACUGGGAAAUUUAGACAUUAAAACCUUAGUAAUAUGAUUCAAUAUGUAUUGUAAAUGAUUUCUGAGCCAAAAAGCAUCUCUUCAAAACGUGCUCGGAUUACCAACAGAUCUGUACCAUUGUUUUUCUAUCAGUUUAUCUUGUUAUUUCAUACUAUUGUUCCUGAAUCCUAAACAUGUGCUGUGAAGAAUCUGUGGAUAUUCAACUUCAUGAAUCCUUUGGCUGCUGUU